Endocarpon pusillum Z07020 is the source of this 4854-nucleotide messenger RNA. RefSeq lists its product as uncharacterized. NCBI's taxonomy places the organism in Eukaryota, Fungi, Ascomycota, Eurotiomycetes, Verrucariales, Verrucariaceae. Gene Ontology annotation, molecular function: catalytic activity; protein binding. The record is from RefSeq and is a predicted model, not a curated record. The transcript has 7 exons. Gene Ontology annotation, biological process: nucleoside metabolic process. Bases 1 to 4854 code for a protein of 1617 amino acids.
AUGGCGGCAGCUCGGGCCGCCUUGGACGAGGAACAUGGAAUGGUUAUGGUCAAAGACGUGCAGGAUCAUAACUCUUACUUUGCGGGACGUGUUCACGAACAUAACGUGGUCAUCGCGUGCUUGCCUGCAGGCGUCGAUGGCACCGCGGCGGCAGCCUCCGUUGCCAAGGAUAUGGUGAGAACGUUCAAAGCCUUAAGAUUUGGACUAAUGGUCGGCAUCGGAGGCGGUAUACCCGACUUGGAUAAAGAUAAGGACAUUAGACUGGGAGAUGUGGUAGUGAGCCAGCCGAUGGGCACCAAUGGCGGUGUGAUUCACUAUGACAAAGGCAAAAGCUUGGAGGGAGGGAAAUUCCAGCAAAAAGGGUCUCUCAAUGCGCCACCGUCUGUGCUCCUAACAGCGCUAAAUGCCCUACAAGCAGAUCAUGAGUUGGAAGACAGUAAGAUGUCCACUUAUCUUAUUGAGAUGUUCAAACGCCGUCCUAAGAUGCGAGCAACCGGCUAUGCCUUUCCGGGUACGGACAAAGACUGUCUGUACCAGGCUAAUUACCCACAUUCGAUAGGCAGCGAUACUUGCGACCAGUGUGAUAAGGCUCACGAAUUACAUCGCCGGAGUCGCAGUAGCACGGAACCACAGGUACACUACGGAAUCAUUGCAUCGGGAAAUCAGGUGGUCAAAGAUACCGCUGUGAGGGACCUUCUCCGCGAUGAUUAUGGUGCCCUGUGCGUCGAGAUGGAAGCGGCGGGGCUAAUGAAUAAUUUUCCAUGCCUCAUUAUUCGAGGCAUUUGCGACUAUGCCGAUUCCCAUAAGAAUAAUGCCUGGCAUAGAUAUGCGGCGGCCACUGCAGCAGUGUAUGCUAAAGAGCUACUGAUCUAUGUAUCAGCAGAACAGAUCUCCAAUGAGAAACCAAUCAACCAAGUCUUAGAUAUUGUAAAAGGCCACAUCGAAGCAGCGACAGACCACUACCGCAGGCAAGAGAUACAGUACCAGAACGAGAAAGACCGAAAAUGCCACCUUGCUUUCAAAUUAGACAGUUAUGAACAGCAAAAGAAUAUCCACCCUGAUCGGGCUACAGCAGAUCCAGGCUGCGGAAAAUCGGUCCUCUCCAGAUCUCUGAUCGACCAAGAGCUUCAAAAUACAAAUACCCAUAGGGUCUGUUACUUUUUCUUCAAAGACAACGAGAAGCAGGAUAAACUGAGCAUUGGCUUAUGCGCUCUGCUCCAUCAGCUCUUUGACAGCCAGCCCCGUCUUCUUCGACACGCCGCUACUGCUUAUGAGAAAAAUGACCAUAAGCUAAGUCAAGAAGAAGGCGAACUAUGGCGGAUAUUUCUUGCCGCUACCGCCGAUCCAGAGGCGCGUAAUGUGACCUGCGUACUAGACGCGUUGGAUGAAUGUCGAGAGGACGACCGACGGCGACUCAUCAACAUGUUGUCCCAAUUUUACGUAAAUUCAGCGUCAUCUCGGCGACGAAAAAAUUGGCUGAAGUUCCUAGUCACGAGUCGACCUUACGACGACAUCCAAAGAAGAUUCCAGGAAAUGAUGUCGUCCCUUCCAGCGAUACGCUUGCGUGGAGAGAAUGAAAAUGAACAGAUCCGGAAAGAAAUCGAUAUGGUGAUCAGAGGGAGGGUCUCAGAGCUGGCAGUGACGCUAGAGCUCAAAAAAGAGACGAGGAACCGACUGGAGCAAAGGCUUCUGCAAAUGGAACAUCGCACGUACCUGUGGCUUCAUCUUGCUAUCGAUCAUGUAUAUGAGACGUACAGAAGUAGUCUACGGCCAGACGACGAAUCGAUCGAAUCAGUUCCAUCCUCGGUCGAGGCUGCAUACGAAAAGAUCUUGGAGAAGGUCACAGGGAAGGUGAAAGAGGCGGUGAAAACCAUCCUGCAAAUCGUGGUGGGUGCCCGUCGUCCGUUAAAUACCGGAGAGAUGGCUCUAGCCCUUGACAUGGCCACCUUAUCACAUGUUGGAUCCGCUGCAGAUUUUCGAAUUGAUAAAGAUCACCUGGAGCGGAACAUACGCAAUUGGUGUGGGUUAUUCAUAUUUAUUAACCAUUCCAAGAUCUAUCUCAUCCAUCAGACGGCAAGGGACUUUCUGAUUUGUGAGAUCACUAUGGCCAGAAAUACUGGAUGGAAACACCGUUUCGACCGUAUCGGCACAGAAACGCUCAUGACAAGGAUAUGCGUCAAAUAUUUACUAUUAAAGGACCUAAAGGAGAACGUCUCGUAUGACCGCAUUACAGACAGCCGUAAUGAGAUAGAAGGUAAGAGCAACAAAGGCGACAUGAAAAAAUUUCUGUCGUACUCAGCAGAGCACUGGCCAGGCCAUCUACGAAGUUCAGAAAUCAAAGAAAACGAUUCCUUCAUAACUACCUUACUUCAGCUGUAUGAUACGACCAGUGAGCGAUUUGAAUUAUGGUUUCGAUUAUUCUGGGCGACUACGCGUUCUCAUGGUUUUCAACCAGAGAUGAAUGAGCUUCGGCUAGCAGCGUUCAAUGGGCAUGAUAUGGUACUCCCAGAGAUUUUGAUCGACAAGGAUAACGUCAACUUGGGCGAUCAGGAAGGUCGAACGGCAAUAUUAUGGGCAUCAGUAGGAGGUCAUGAGAAGGUGGUGCAGAUGCUGCUGGACAAGAAUGCCGAUGUGAAUGCUCAAGGGGGACACUAUGGCAAUGCAUUGCAGGCGGCAUCAGUAGGAGGUCAUGAGAAGAUCGUGCAGAUAAUGCUGGACAAGAAUGCCGAUGUGAAUGCUCAAGGUGGAUACUAUGACAACGCACUGCAGGCGGCAUCAGUAGGAGGUCAUGAGAAGGUGGUGCAGAUGCUGCUGGACAAGAAUGCUGACGUCAAUGCUCAAGGUGGAGGCUAUGGCAAUGCACUACAGGCAGCAUCAGCAGAAGGUCACGAGAAGGUGGUGCAGAUGCUGCUGGACAAGAAUGCCGAUGUGAAUGCUCAAGGGGGAGGCUAUGGCAAUGCACUACAGGCAGCAUCAGCAGAAGGUCACGAGAAGGUGGUGCAGAUGCUGCUGGACCGGGGAGCCAAAGUCAAUGCUCAAGGUGGACGCUAUGGCAAUGCAUUGAAGGCCGCAUCAGUAGGAGGUUUUGAGAAGGUCGUGCAGAUGCUGCUGGACAAGUAUGCCAACGUGAAUGCUCAACGGGAAGACUAUAGCAAUGCAUUGCAGGCGGCAUCAAGGGGAGGUCAUGAGAACAUCGUGCAAAUGCUGGUGAACAAGAAUGUCGGGAUGAAUGCUCAAGAUCAAGUAUAUGGCAAUGCGCUGCAGGCGGCAUUAUCAAGAGGUCACAAGAAGGUGGUAGAGAUGAUAUUGGACAAGGCUGCCGCGGUGAAUGCUCAAGGUGAACGGUGUAACAACGCGCUGCAGGCGACAUCAUCAGGAGGGUACACGAAGGCAGUACAGAUGCUAGGCAAGGGCGCUGAGGUGAAUGCUCGAGGUUGGAACCAAACACACAAGCAUGAGAUCUCUUUAGAUGUCUAUGUCGACCGGGAGAAGCUUUCAACUUAUUCUCACUCUGAUGAGGUUUGGCAUUUGGAAUUUUCACAUGAUGGUACCAAAUUGGCAACAGCUAGUAAAGAUCAGACCGUCUUGAUCUACGAGACCGCAACUUUCACCAUAUUACAUCGACUGACUAGACACGAAGGGGGGGUGACAUACGUUACGUGGAGUCCUGACGAUUCAAAGCUGAUAAGUACAGACGAGAAAGCCCAUGUGUGGGAAGUCCCUACUGGUCGUUGUCUCCGGACGUUAGAUUGCUUUGGUCACCGGGUAAGCUCUGCUUCAUGGGCACCAGAUGGUCAUUCCUUCAUAACAUCAACUUUUGGGGGGGCUUCUUCAAUAUGCCACUGGAGUGCGAGGCCUUCGGACUUGGGCCAAAAUUUGAACACGAUCGGCGGUUUAGGUGCACGACACUGUGCGAUCACUCCUGAUGGUGAACGAAUCGUGGUAGCAGGUGAAAGACACCUCUAUGUCUACAACGUUCACACCUACGAGAAAGAGUACAGCCAAAAAUUUCCUGCCCAAUUAACAUGCGUAAGUGUCACUCGCGAUAGCAACAACAUGCUCGUCAAUCUGGCUAUCGGAGGAGCCAAGUUGCUCGAUAUUGAGACGGGAAAUACCAUCAGGACGUUUGAAGGCGCGACACAGGGCAAUUAUAUGAUACGAAGCUGUUUUGGCGGAUCAGCCGAAAACUUUGUUGUAAGUGGCAGUGAAGAUUCCAUGAUAUAUGUCUGGCACAAAGACAACGGCUGCCUCAUUCAGAAGCUCAGAGGACAUGCAUAUUGUGUGAAUGCGGUUGCAUGGAACCCUGGCGACCCUGGAAUGUUCGCAUCGGCGGGGGAUGAUUGUCGAGUCAGGAUAUGGUCUUGCUCUUUCUCUGCGAACGAUGCCGUCCCUUCAUCAGAGAAACGACCAGCCUCCAGUAAGAGUAUGGGCAGGUCAAAGGCACCGUCAAAUCUUGAGAAAUCCAAACCAUCUGCAGCCGAUGGAGGCUAUUCAGGUCUUCGUGAUGUACCCGAAGAACUUCCACUGUUCAUUGAUCCGUCGCGAGUGGCCGCUCUCUAUUCUGCCUGGUAUUUCCCCGUCAGCUUAGGAUCCACCGAUGCCUUACGUAACCAGAUCUUCGUGAAGGCGGUGACUUCAAACCCCGAUCCCGACUCGCCGAUCGUCAAGCGCACUCACGUAAUUCGCAGGAGAAGAUUCUUCGAGCCUGUACCUGUGGAUCUUGGACGGUUUUGGGACAAUGAUGAUGAUGAUUCGUCUGGGGGACCAGAUGAUGAUUCUGAUGUUGAGAUUGUUGGCGUACGGGCUAUCGAGGGGCCUGGUGCGGCGGCAGGGAAUCCUAUUGUGAUACAAUAA